AUGAAUGUCCAUCAAAAUACGUCACUUCUCGAUCAUCCGGCGGCAUUUAUGGAAACGGGCUCUUAUAAAGGCUCGAAUCGAACAGCUGAUAACGGCAUGGCAGGGCGCGAGGUGGUUAAGUGCGCGCUAGCCAAAGUAGGAGAAGGACGACGAACAAAGAAGAAGGAUGGAAAACGAGUGUCCUUGAAUAAUCUCAAUCGUCAAACUUCUCCAAUCACAAACGUACUGACCGAUACAAGUCGUACUAAUCUAGGGCGCAGUAGCGUCAACUGGCAGAGUAGCUCUUCCUGGCCGCAGAAUUCGAAACGAUUCGGUGCGAACAAGUACCGGUUGAAUCGAGCCCAGCAGAAUCAGCAAGAGACGGAUGAGAAUUCGAUGCGGGAAAUGGCCUCUAUCGCCAGCCAGAAUGGUCUUCCUUUUCGAAGUAACAAGCCGCAGUACAAGAAUCACCAAUGGUCGACGAAACGAGCUCAUCGCGGGGCGACAAAUGCUAACCCGGCUCUAAGAUUUUACAAUCAGCAAAAUAAGAAAGAGGACUACUCCAAUAAGCAUUAUAAAGAUAUUCACCAUGUGCAUAAAGCGACUCAUUUGGACAGCUCGACCACGCGAUUGAGAACAUUUGACUGCAGGAUGAUUAACACGGCACUCCCCAGUCGAUCAUUAAAUCUCGUCACGCGCCAUGGGCAACCAUCACUGAGAAACUCGAUAGGAACGUAUGUACUCGAAGGCUCUGAGCGAUUUAUAUAUCUACGAGAAAAUCUUCUAUUCGAUUCAACGAUGCGAGCCCGUCCUCCAUCGCGAGAAAAGUUUGUCUUUGCCUCAGACUCUGGUCGGGUCAUCAACGAUGCUCUUACCAAUAAGAUUCCAGCGACUCGCCCACCACUGUUCUUCCGGGAUCUGUACACGAAGAAAGCGUAUCUGCGGCCAGAAAUUUCUCCCAAACAUGACGACUUGUAA
Messenger RNA from Oikopleura dioica, 957 nucleotides. The record is from the annotation of a GenBank genome assembly. Lineage: Eukaryota; Metazoa; Chordata; Appendicularia; Copelata; Oikopleuridae.